AUGCAUAACUUUACAGUUGGGGAAAUCGAAGAAACUAAUGUUCCAGGUCCAGAGGUACAAACUUAUAACGAGGAGGUAUUAAAUUCUCUUUCACAUGGUCUAGGUUUGGUUCUCUGUAUUCCAGCAGUUUUUUUCUUAAUUUCCUUGGCAAGAAUGAAGGGUUCAAAAUGGCAUGUUUUAUCUUGCUCAAUUUAUGGAAUCACUCUUAUGACAAUGUAUUUUUGUUCAACUUUGUAUCAUUCAGUUGAUAUUUUAAAUUUACAAAGAUAUAGAAGUUUUUUUAAAGAUUUAGAUCAUUGCGCAAUUUAUUUCUUAAUCGCAGGUACAUAUACCCCAUUAACAUUAAUUAAUUUAGUAUAUAACAAUUUAUCAAGUAUUGGAUCUUCCAUUCAAACCAAAGUAUUAGAUGGUGCCGGGGAUUCAAUUCGUACAGCCACUACAACAGUAAGCGCAGUUGUAAAAAGAAAAACACCAAAAGUUGUUAAAGUUGGUUGGUUAAUGUUUAUAUUAAUUUGGACAAUGUGUUUCUUUGGUGUAGGUAGCAAAUUAAUUUUAGGUGCCAAUGGCGUUCCAGAUAUCAUUUCAAAUUCAUUCUAUCUCUUAAUGGGAUGGACAUCAAUUAUUGGCCUCAAAGAUUUGAUCACACAUCUACCAAAGAAGGGUCUAAAGUUAUUGGUAUCCGGUGGUGUAACUUAUACUAGUGGUGUCGCAUUUUUAAUUUGGGAAACUGCUCCAUUCAACCAUGCUGUAUGGCAUCUUUUUGUUUCUGCUGGUACUUUGUUCCACUAUUUCUGCAUUUUAGAAUGUUUAUUACCUUCAAAAUUCCUUAAAAAAGACUCCGAAUGUAUCCAACAAACCAAUACCACAACAAAUCUUUCAACAGGCACAUCAAAUACAGUCAUUAACAAAGCUACAAUCAACACUCAUACCCACUCCGUAAUUUUAGAACAUUUCGAAUAUGCUGAGGAACAAAUUAGAAUUAAAUUCUUUGGUUCAGGUAAAAGAAAAAUUUUUAUUAUUAAAUAUAUGAAUGUUUUAUAUUCAAUUUUCCUUGGUUGGUGGGAUAAAAUGCCAACCAUUAAAAAAAAUAUUAAAAAAAAUAAUUAAAUAAAACUAUAUAUAAUUUUUAUUAAAAAAUUAUUGUAUUAACAAAUAUCACAU
Dictyostelium purpureum is the source of this 1161-nucleotide messenger RNA. RefSeq lists its product as uncharacterized. The coding region runs from base 1 to 1107 and encodes 368 amino acids. Gene Ontology annotation, cellular component: membrane. Lineage: Eukaryota; Evosea; Eumycetozoa; Dictyosteliales; Dictyosteliaceae. The record is from RefSeq and is a predicted model, not a curated record. The transcript has 2 exons.